Molecule: messenger RNA, 12475 nt
Organism: Pelobates cultripes (western spadefoot toad)
Lineage: Eukaryota; Metazoa; Chordata; Amphibia; Anura; Pelobatidae
Source: the annotation of a GenBank genome assembly
AUGCGUAGAUGUGAUUACAUCUAUUGGGGAGCCAAUUUUCCCCAGGACAAUGAUAAGUUGGGAAAAGAUCUGAAUAUAGAACUAGAUAUCAAAGAGCGGUAUUUAACUACGUACCUCGUCCCAUCCCAAAGCUCAGGGGGUCGGGAAGAGAAACAGGCAAGACCUGGAAGGGCUGGGUGGCUUCAAGCCAUUUCCAUUAAUAAGUCCUCACCUCCUCAAAAUGCUUGGGGGAUUGAUAGAGGGUUUUGUGGGAUGAAGCCCAUGAUCUGGGACUCUUUAACCCUGGAUCUCUAUUUUUGAGGAAGGGGCAGGAUAUGCUUUAUAUUUUUACUUUUAAAUCAGACAGCUGCUUCUUAAAAACUCUCUGCCUAAAGAAAAAAAAACAGUGUAUAUUAAUGAAGAUUUAAGACCUAAAAUUGGAAAUUUACAUGUUAUUGAUGGUUAAAGACUCCUAAUACAAUAAUCCGCAAGAUAUUUAUCAUUAUAUAUUUUUUGUGUUUUUAUAUGGUGCCCAAAAUCGUGAUUAGAAACAUUGCUUCUCAAAAAAAAAGAAAGAUCAAUAGUAUAAUGCUCUGUCAAGCUACUUGGGGUGGGGUUGUUGACCCCAGAAGAAUGUUGGAAGAACUUCGCUGCACAACCCUCUUUUAGUAAUGUAAUGUAGACUGGCGGAAUUGCAUUGUAGCAUGCUGUGUAGCAUGUGUUUUUUUUCUAGAGACACAGUCUGCAAGUUACAAAAGUGGCAAACAACUUCAUAGACCAGCAUAAUCAUGAUUUGAAGUAUUCACUACAAUGACAAUUUCCUAUAUAUUUCACAGCGUACAUUGUCCAAUCUUGAUUAAAGGAACACUGUAGUCACCUGAACAACUUCAGCUUAAUGAGGGUGUUCAGGUGAGAACUAUAGCUCCCUGCAGCCUUUCUCAUGUAAACACUGUAUUUUCAGGGAAAAUACACUGUUUACAUUGAAAGCUAGGAACACCUCCAGUUGCAGUCACACUGAGUGAACCAGAGGGACGUCGGAGUUGAUGGAGGCAUAACAUGCCUCCAUCCACUCAGAUCUGCUAUCAGCAGAGCACAGGGCAGCACUGUGCACAGCAUCCUGUGAUUCAGUAUCUCCUCCCUCUGUAUGUAGACACUGAAUUUUCUUCAUUGAUUGAUUCAAUUCAUUUCUAUGAGGAGAUGCUGAUUGGCCACGGCUGUGUUUUAAUCAUGCUGGCUCUGCCUCUGAUCUGCCUCUUUGUCAGUCUCAGCCAAUCUUAUGGGGAAGUACUGUGAUUGGAUCAGGCUAUCACAUGUCAGCAGACUGCUUGUUUUUCUGAGUCUAACGGCAUGCAGAUUUGCAGCUUCAGGCUUGAAUACAGUAGCAUUUGUACUUUAUUCAUGGAGGCAUGAGGGGCCUAGUGGGGCUAGAUGGUGGUUUUAACACUAUAGGGUUAGGAAUGUUUGUGUUACGAACCCUAUAGUGAUCCUUUAAAAUAAACCUUGUUUAUCAUUGUAUAAGAGGUAAAUCAGUUCAGUUUUUAAGUAACGUAUGUAACUAGCAAUAAAUAUUGGCACAUGGGCUGGCAUUGGCACUCUCAGAUAUAUUUAUAUGAUGUUCAACAAACAGUAACAUAGUGUACAUAUGUCCUUAUUCCAGAUAUUUCAGUUAGUGCAGGAAGUAGACAUGAAGAAAAACAAACAUAGAAUGUGAAGGCAGAUAAGAACCAUUUGGCCCUUCUAGUCUGCCCAAUUUUCUAAAUACUUUCAUUAGUCCCUGUCCUUAUCAUAUAGCUAGGAUAGCUGUAUGCCUAUCCCAAGCAUGCUAAAACACCCUCACUAACCUCUACCUCUUCAGCUGGAAGGCUAUUCCAUGUAUCCACUACCCUCUCAGUAAUGUAAUACUUCCUGGUGUUAUUUUUAAACCUUUGCCCCUCUAAUUUAAUGAUCUUUUGCUCUGGUAGUUUUUUUUUUUAUAUAUAUAUAUUCUCUCCUUUUUUACUGUGUUGAUUCCCUUUAUGUAUUCAAAUGUUUCUGUCAUAUGCCUAUAAGAUAAGAUCAGCACUGCAUUAGUCAGACUUGCAAAACACUCCUCUUUUUACUGCGUACUUAAAAAAAUAUUCCUGUCUUGCCUGUGUUAUACGACUUUAAAUGACUGUUGAUAGUAAUAGAAAGUGAAAAUUAAUGAGCCCAGGAUAUUUCACAGAACUGUGCAGUACAGAAGAAGGAAAUGACACUAGGGUAAAAAAAAUAUACCAAUUGUGUAAUAAAAAUAACAAUAUCCCGAUUGUGAAAUACAAACAUUCCAGCAGGUCACAGAUUUCUUUGUAAUAAAGUUAAGCUCCUCCUAUCUUGCAGUUGUUCCUCUAUAUAUGCACAUCAAGGGAACACAAAAAGAAAGGUACAGUGAAGCUGAGUAUUGUAUUGGAGUCUAGUCUGAAUGGGAGAAGCAGGUGUAUUACACUGAAUCCCUUUAUACAACAGGUAAGUCACAAAACACAGUUGUGGAAUUGGCUUUAGGAUAUUACAUAUUUCAUAUUUUGUUCUGGAAGCUUAGCACUGUGUAGACUGCAUUUUAAAAUCAAUUUAAUAUGUUUGAUAUUCUUUACAAUAAUUGAAUACUUUUGGAUAAACUUUUAAAACAAUGUAAUAUUUUGAAAAAUAUUUUGCUUUUUUGACAUAUUGAUAGUUUUUUUUAUAUGGCACAUUUUUUAUAUUUUAAUAUUUCAAAAAAUAUAUAUUUUCAAAAUGAUUUACAAUUAUUAAAUAAUUUGAAAAGAUUAUUCAAAAAUAUGACAUCAAGGUCUUAAUUGGUAGAUUGGCUGGUGCUUUUUUGGAAAUAUUUGGUUGUCAGCAUAUUAUAUGGCUUUUUCAUGUAGGACUGACUGGAUGGGAUUUUCAAGUUAUAAAUUCAGCAGUCUUAUAAACAUAAUAUCUAUCCUUAGUGACAUACAAUUGUUAUUACCUUAGUUUCUUUAAAGAAUUGUCUCAAACGAAAGAUACUAUUUCAGUAGACAAACCAAUGUCAGCUAAUAUGAUAAUAUCCUUAAAAUAAAUUUUUUAACCCUUGGGUAAUGGAUCCCUAAUUUGCCCCCCUGACAUUUCUGAGCGUUUUUAUUGGUUGGAACAAGCAAAUGCAUAUUCUUCAGGUCCCAUGUAACUGCACCCAAUAAAUUAUUGUACUGGCAUUGUCUCUAUGGACCUCUUUAAGACUUGAAAGAGUCUAAUGGGGUUUGUUCACUGAACAGCAAAUUCUUGUCAGUUGAAAACUGAAUUUUACAUUUUAGGCAAAAAGUGUGGAUAGAUAGAUAGAUAGAGAAACAUGUUUACUCUGUGCUCUAAUGUCUAAAGAAAGUAGCACAAUGGGGAUAAUAAUUAUCAAGACAUAGAGCAAUUCUUGUGCAAAGUGAAUCGGAUGUGUUGUUGCUUUCGCUGACAUUACCAGUUAGUCCUCAGUUUUAGAAUUGCUAAAGUUUUGCCUUAAAUGUACAUUCCAAGCUCUAUAACCAUUGUAGUGUGCUGUAGUGGUUGUGGUGCCUGAAGUGCCCUGGUGCCCACCUAUUGUAGAUGCAGGGCUUAACUCAUUGGCUGAGAGCCAAAAGCUGGUGCUUUCUGCCAGUGAGCUAGCCUUACAUUGCAGAGUGCUAGAGUGGUUGUGGCGCUUGUUGUGUUCCUCCUUCAAUGCCCAAAUAAAAAAGAAAACACUAUUUAAUAGAUAUAUCCCGAUGACAAGCAUGCAUGUAUUUAAUUGCAAAAGCUGUAGGUCUCUUGCCUGUUGCCUUUGCAAGCCCUAUCCUUCUUCCCCAGCUCGGACUUUCUGUGGCUGAUACAGACAAAAUUAAGUUCUGCGCUCAAACUCUCAUUAUUCCUGGGCGGCAGCAAUGACUAUACUACACAUUGGCCCCAAUACAUACAAGACCAAAGAAAAAUGUUACUUGUGCACUAUCCCAAAUCCCUAUGUCCAUUUAAAUAACAGGAGUUUAGUGUAGGACUCACCUAAGAGGUUUUGCCUUGAUGUGGCAGGUGAGCUUACACUUCAAUGACCAUUGAUGUAUGCUAAAAACCUCCAGUUAUUUAAAUGCGCACAGGGAUUUGGGAUAGUUCGCAAGUAAAAUUUUCUUUGACAAAGACAUCCCAUUGAAGCUCAAAAAGUUUAGGCAAGGCAGGUGCUCUGGGUAAUUGCCUGUUUAUUGAGUCUUACUUCACUAAACAACCAGGAAGUUAUAGGACCUGUUAGUAUAAAUUUUGUAUUUUGAUAGAUCUUAAUAAAAGUUACGUUUUCGAUAUGGGUUGCUUUUCCAUAUCAAGAGCUUGUUUAAAGUUGAUUUGCUUUUACAACUCUACUUCCCCUUCAUUUUUUCGGUCUUAAGGUCUUUUUAUAGGAUCUGUUUGAUUAACAGCCAUGGGGUGACAGUUGCAUAUACAUAGCAUGAUCUGCAUUCACUGACACCUGGGAUAAUUAUAAUAGCUUGUCAUUCAUUGCCUCAACAGGUACAUAUCUGACUUUUGAUUCUGUAUCAAUAAUUUGUAAAACAUAACAGAGACACGUUUAUGAUGAACGAAUACUCAGAUGCUUAAAAAAUUUAUAAACCAAACGCUCACUGAUAAAUAAUAUUUCUUCCAGAUUUGACCGUUUUGGGCAACAGCUUGUUUGGAAAAAGACAAGAACAUUCUUUACUACAGUUCUCUGUACAAUCUGCACACCGCACAUAGUGGGCCAUGGAGGGGUUUCCUGCUGUGUUCUACAGUGAACCUGCCGUUCUGGGACUACUUGCAAAUGCUGUCAGUGCUUUUCUUGUGUGCAUGCAAAACUUUGCUCUAUUUCACACAUCUAUUCUUCCUACUGGAGCAGAAAAUAUUCUAGCAGGUAAGGAUCAAAGUAUUGAAUUAGUUUUAGGGGAACCAUAAUCACUGCAGCUUGCAAUUGGGUUUAUGGCUCUUGGAGUCUAUUGGUGCAGUCCUGUGUUUUUGUUUUUUUUGUCAAAUUACAUUUUACACAUGCUGUUAAUCUUUCUGGUGGCUUUCCGUUGAUACAAGCAGAACUUGAUCUGCUGGUGCUGAAGGGAUCGGGGUGAUUCAGCUACUCUAAGAAUAGCAAGGAGAUUCCAAGUGGCAUAAUCCUCCUCCCUUCUUGAGCUCACAACCGCUCAUUGCUCAUUGUAUGGCACAAUGCUUGACCAGGAUAUUCAAAUAUGUGAAUGGAUUGUGAGGAAGUGAAAUCAUUAAUGGGUUACUCCAGCCUCCUCCAUGACGACUUCUGCUUUUUGAUGUGAUCAUGGAGUAAGGAAUUUGAAUGUGCAACAUUUCUGUUCGAAAAACUGCAUUGUGCAUUUUUGAGCCAGGAACUAGUUAAACCUCCAGUACUUAUGACUUAGGGAGCUUCUACUCUUGCAGGCAGCUUAUAUGUUCCGUCCCCACCACCUACAUUUUUAACAUUUGGACCUUUGCCCACCGCCACUCCCUCCCUAACCAGCUGAGAGUGCACACAUGGACUCUGAGCCUGGGAGAACAGUCCAAUCAAGUGCUUCUCUGUCAGAAGCAUUUGAUUGGUCUUCAGAGUGACACGGCAUGAUGACAGACAGGGUGUGGAAACAAGCAAGGAAAACCUCACCCGGCACUAGAUUCAAUGUAAAUUUUAUAUUAUUUUAAAUAUUUGAUCAUAAAAAGGGGGUAGACAAUGUUAAUACUGACCUAAGAGGCAUUAUAAAGUUUAAAAAAAAAAUCAUAUACUAAAGAAGGAUUCAAGUAACCCCUUAAGUCAUUCUCAUCAUGAUGCGGAGGAAGUGGGAUUUAGGGAAUUUUCUGUUUGUUUUCGAUUUUUCUAAUGAAACUGCCUUAAAAAUGUUUCACAAAAACUAAAAGGAUGGCACCCACAGUUAGUCUCCACAGUCCAUAACCACUACAAGCUUUAGUGAAUAUGGGACUUAAAGUGUCCCUUUAAAUUCAAAUAUCACCUUUUUGUUUUUAUUUUAUGUACUAGCACAGUAAUUCUCAAAAUUGAUGGGGCUUAGUGCAGUCCUUAUCACAACCUUAAAAUCAAGGCUUUUGAAGACUCAGAAUGCGUUGUUGAUUUAUAUAUAAGGUUGACCUUCUGUGAUUGCUUGGUUCUAUAUAUACAGAACCAACAUCAACCCUGUUCUUCUCUCUUGGUCUUGUAACAUACCUUUAGUAAGCUUGUUUCAUCCCUUUUCUCUUAUAUUUCAAGCUUUUAUAUGUCUUCUCCCUCAGUACUACUUCAUCUUUUUUUCUCAUGUCGGUAUAUUGAUGUGAUGGCAAUUGACAGUUCCAUGUACAUUGCCUAAAUAAAUAAUGUUUGCAUUUUUGGCAUCUCUAAUAGUUGAAUAUGCUGUUUGCCUAUGUGACAAAUAACUAACAUCCCGGUAUCUGUACCUUGUUGCAGGUGUUCAUCUAAUACUUAUUGGUGGAAUUGCCCAACUCAUUGCUGGAUUCCUAUCUUUCCGGAAAUAUGACCAUCUCAGUGGUACUUCCUUCAUAGCCUUCUCUGCUCUUUGGAGCAGCUAUGGUGCUACCCGCAUCCUGGUGGGAUCAGAAGCAAUCCCACAGAACAGUUCAAUUGUGCCAACUCUCCCUCCUCUUCCUAUCAAUGAGAGUGCAGUGGCUGGGCUUGUCUCAUAUAUUGUUAUCGCUGUUAUCCUGUCUUUCUGCUCAGCCACUGUCAAUUAUAUCAUGCCUUUUGUUUUUGGAGCUCUGACAAUGACAUUAAUUUUUGAGGCUGUAGGAUUAUUUGGUCGUUGGGCCCUGGUAGUUUCAGGGGUACUGGAGUUAAUUAUAGUCGUGUGUGGACUUUAUGGGGGAGCAGCUCUCCUUCUUAAAGGAAUCACACAGAGAUAUGUGCUCCCUGGCUUCGGCAAUUCUCUCUUUAAUGUUCUCCUUCUAGGAUCUGGAAACAGUGGCUCUUCCAAAACAGCAGGAGAAGAGAAAAAGAAAAACACUAAAUAUGCUGAACCCAUGGCAUUGGGUUACCUAUGUGAUACCAUCUCACCAUUCAUCAUGGCGUUUUAUUGCUUUGGAUAUAUAAAAAUAUUCUAUGUUGCAGCAAUAUGGAUCAGCAUUAAUGUGCUUUCUCAACUCUGCUCGAGCUACUAUAGCUAUCUCAGAGAUGACAUUUACUAUGCCACAAAAUUUGCUUUUCAUGGGAUUUUCUGGCUGGUCAAAUCGUGGGAGGAAUUUACUAUAACAGUUGUUCUGGAGCCUAACAAUGUAACCAUUAGAAGAGAAGUGAUGGUCGGUGACUGGUUCUUUCUUGUAGCUGCUUGUGUGCUCUGCUUUUUGUCACUUAAUAAAGAUAUACUAGAACUUAUACACAAUAUUUCAUUUGCCCUGAUAACUGUAUCCACAAUCCAACAAAUCCCAAGUAAGCCAGCUUACAUCUUCUUUGGCGUAACCUGUGGCAUAUUUACAGUUAUCUCACUGUACUCAACAUUUGCCAGUCUUGUGAACACCAUCGCUGAAAAAGUUCUGAUACCAAUAGGCAACAUAGUGGUGUCCAGCACAAAGCUUCAAGACGUACUGCUUUUUGGAAGACGCCACCUGAGAAAGUCAACAGAAGAAUUAAUUAUUACGGAAAAUGUUUCCUCUCGUUUUUCAGAUCCCCUAUUUUAUGUAUGCAAUGGUCUAGCAUCAAUUGCUGCAAUCCAGAGUUCAUUAAACUAUUCGGCUGAGGAGUAUUUAUCCAUCCCAUGGGUGCUUAUACCGGGUACUAUUAUCCAACUCUACGUAUCUAGAAUUGACGUCCAAAGAGGCAGACGAUUUGGUUCCGUGCUGCCGUUUUGCUACUCUGCUAUAUGGGCUACCUGGGUCUGGCUGCGCUUUGCAGGUAAUAUAUUAAUAGCUACUACCAUAUUUCUUAAGAAAAUAAAAGAUAAUGGAGGGUGCACAAUAAUAAAUCAAUUCUAAAUAAUAUACUUAUACGUGAGGAACCUCUGGAUCUGAAACAUAACAUAAAACAGAUCAUAGCAUAAUACUGUUACAUAUAUAUUCAAGAUCUAUUACAGAGGUAUUGGGUCACUAUAUAUUUACAAAAAGCUCAGCGGAAACACAGUUGCUUUAAAAUGUGUAUUUCUGAAAAUUCACACUACACUGAAUAACCGUAUGUAUGUGUUUAGAUUUGCAAAAAGCAGCUAAUUGUGAUAUAUAUUCAAGUUUAAUAAUGUUUGUGUUUUGGUGCUAUUCUGGACAAUAUAGUUUUAUAAAAUUAUAUAUAUAUAUAUAUAUGUUACUCUGUGUUCUUUAAUUUGUAUUGUUUAUUUUUAGGUCCUACCCUAGGUCUCACGGCAAAUACUGAUGGAGGAUUCACAGUUGGUGCCAUUGCUUUCCUUAUUAUCAACAUAUUUUUGAUAAUCAUAGGUACGUACAUAGAUACAAAUAUGCAUCUGCUGUUUCUGAGCUUGUUUUUAUGUUUAAUUGCACCCAGAAUAAUGUAACUAUUUCCCCAAAAUUAAAUAACAUGCAAUAAUACGAACAUGUGCCAUCACAAUGACAUCUUUAAAAAGCCGAGUACUGCUCUAAUUGCCCUCUUUAUAUAAGAACAGUUGCAGUGCAAUUAGGAUGUAUGUUGCAGUAUUCUAACAGACAAUAAUGUAAGACUAAAAAACAAUAUUUCCCUUGUGUACAUACUCAAGUAGUGAUUUUCUUAAAGAUGAACUUCCACUUCUUCAGUUUUUUAACGUUAUGUUUACUUGUCCGUGUAUUGAACAAAUACGUAUUUAUGAGAUUCGAAAAAUAAAAAUAAAUAUAGAAAUCAACAGCUCUUCUUCCUGUAGAUGUGUACCUCCAUCUUAACUCCAUUUCAAUCAUUGUAAUAAACUCUGUCCUUCACAGAGAAAGCAUACUGAGAGGGGAACAAAUUAAAUAAUGAUUCAAUUUGUAUUAUUUUGCAAUGUUUGACCUGUCGUUACCCUGUCAGAACUGGAUUAUGAUGUAAUUUGUCAUUUUUUGUAUAUAUUUAAUUUUAAAAGGAAAUUUAGAAAAACUGUUUAAAAAAAAAAAAGUUUAAACAAGUUGUAAGUAAUUGUUUCCAAGAAACAUAUAGCUCACAACACUUUUGUGUGACAUUUAUGCUAAAUUCACCUUAUUUCCCUUAUUUUCAGCUAUACAAGCCAAUGUUAUCCUAUUCAUCGUUACUCUACUAAUGGAGGCCGUACUUGUUUCAUUCCUUCUGUUCACACUUGGACGGCUGCCUCUCCCUCUUGAGAGUAAGUUUGUACAAUGUAUAAAGGGUUUCUGAGUUAAAACUUUAUGAAUCUUCUCUUUGCAACACUAUAAAAUAGUACUAAUGAAACUAUCUUACUCACACAUUGGUUUCUUCCAAGUAACAUAAUGAUAUUAAAAUCUGUCUGGGAGGAAACAAGAACAGCAUGUAACUAUAUGAUUAGCAGUGUGUUUAGCAGGUUUGUUCGCUGGGCAUAUGUUCUAUGUAAUACAAUAAAUAUUAUUACAAAAAGUAAUGCAUAGGAACAUUUUAGUUGUUUUCUAUUUUAAAUGGCUCAUUAACCUCAACCACUCGUGUAUAUCUGUUUCAGUUACUGUACUAUCACUCUAUGGCAUUGUCUGCGCCUAUGGAUUUUUGGCUUCGCUGGCGAAUUGCAUUUUCAACAAAGAACUGAUUCCAAUGGGUAGAGCGAUCUUUAAGGUAAUUUAAAACAUGAACAAUUUAUAUACAUACGGAGUAUAAUAACAUUGUAUAUUUUCUAUAAACACAAAUUAAUUUAGGUUAACAGUACGCACGUUACACUGCAUACAAAAAUGGAAGACUUAUUAGAAUUGUGGUCGAAGCCUUCCCUUAAUAUGUAGUUUGAGAUCAAUUAUAGAAUCAGUGGUAGAGUUGCCACCUGAGAAGCAGUAACAUUUUUAUGUAAACCAAAACAAAAAAAAGAGAAAUGAGGGUUAUGCCCCACCCACAAACACACACAAAAUAGCUGCUGUACAAAUGCUUAUUUAAGAACAUUGUUCCAAAAUCAGUACAAGCUCUCCAUAAGUGUAUAAUAGGUCUGUAAGGUUUCACUUGCUUAAGACUAACGAUACAGUACAUACAUGAUGAAUGAUUCAUCAGUAACACCUGUUUGGACGUAUUUACCAGGGAGACACAAUUUCUCAUUUUCUUAACUAUUGUGCUUUUGAUAUUUCCGCUGACAGAAACAAGAGUCAAAAAAGAACGACGUUACUUCAGACUCCUCAUGCAUCUUACCACAAUCUCGCCGGACAAGUGGUUUGAGAACAAUUGCAAAGAUAUUGGAGAAUGGAGGAGUAUGUGGAAUUCCUACUGACACAGUCUACGCUCUUGCUGCUUCAUGCAAACACCCAGAUGCCAUUAACAGGAUUUACACUAUCAAGGUGAGAAGGCAGUUGCUAACUGUUUGCAAAUUAGAUGUAGGAAUCCUAGAACAUUGUUUCGACCUUCAUUCGACCUUUGUCAAUGAGGUGUAGCUGAUACCCCCACUAGACCAUUGUCCGUUAGGGUGUAGCUGAUAACAUUCUAGACCCCAUGCUCACUGUGCCUAGAAGAGUAUCAGCUACACCUCACGUAUGGAAGCAGAGAGUAAAUGCUUACUAUUAACAUUUUCUUCAUGCCUUUACAGGAACGACCUACAGAAAAGCCAAUCUGCAUCUGUAUAUCUAACCUCGAUCAGCUGAGAGUGAUUAAUCCUCCAUUCAACCCCCUUCUCUGGAGGUUUAUGGACCUAGUUUACCCUGGGGGAAUCAGCUGCAUUGUCCAGAAAGGGGAAUGGCUGAAAAAAUUGGGUAAGCAAAGUUUCACCAUUUGGCCAUAGGCAUGGAGACACAGACAAGCUCACAUUUUGUAUCCAUACACACCAUUUUAUUCAAGCAAACUAAAGAACAGAAAUUACAUAUACACUGUUUAAAAAAUUUCAUCCUAUUUUAUUUACUCAACAAACCUGUGAUUUUCAAACACUGUAGAUAUUAUGGCCUAACUUAAUAGCUGCCUAAGAUUAUUUGAAGUCUGAACAUAUAUAGCACGUAUGUGGUGGGAUGACUAUUCACUCCUUUUCCUUUAUAUAUUUAAGGUGUGGGUCCUGCAUAUGACCAGGUUGGGACAUCUAAUUCCAUUAUGAUAAGGGUUCCUGACCACUCAGUCACUGCUCACCUUACUGACAUGACCGGACCAUUGGCUAUUACCUCAGCCAAUCCAAGUGGAGAGAGUGACAGCACUCACCAUGACAUGGUGAUAACGUAAGUCGCAAACAAGAUUGUUAUUAUAUUUCACAUUAAUUAACAUAAAUGUAGGGGGCAGAUGCAAAACAAAAAAAGUGAUAUUCCAGUGUUAUGUCAGAUGUAUUAGCUGGUUAGAUCAGUGGUAACAUCACUGUCUUAGAACUGAGAAUUCCAUGUUUGAAUCCUGGUCUGACCACCUCCAGUAAGUGUCCCUGGGCAAAACACCUAAUAAUAUAUAUCUGUGCACCUCAAAAUCCUUGUUUAGGUAGUAAGCGUCUUUGAGCAGGGCCCCUUUAUAUCAUUGUAAAGCACUAAGGAAUAUGUUAACACUAGAUAAAUGCUAUUAAUAAUAAUGUGAGAAAUGUAAUUGUCAGGUAACUGGCAUGCUAAUGACAUAGGUACUGGAACAUUGAGUAUUCAAGUUAGUUGAACCUCAGAAAGGCAUUAAAAACAUAUUGCUGGGAAUUAUUUAAGCCAGGAAAGUAGCAUAUACGUUUUGGAGAUGGUUAUGAAAUACAGAAAAGAGGAAAUGUGUAGUCAGGUAAUUUGAAGCAAUAGCUAUGAUGUGUGAUAAUGUAGGAACUUAGUUGUAAAUUGUUAACGCCAUUGUACACCAAAAUUAUACUUUAUGUAGUAAGCUUAUGAAAUCCAUUAAAUUAUCCUAAAGCAGGAUCCAGUAGUUAGUAAAAUUGCUUUUAUGCUAAAGCCCUUAGUGAUUCUAUUUAACAAAAUUUAAAUUCUCUACCUCAGACGCCUCAGUGACAAACUUGAUGCAAUCCUGUGCGAUGGUUAUUCCAAUGAGCUGGUGGGAUCUACUGUUGUAAACUGUACGAAGAUAGAUGAAGGUGAGUCUUUUUAGUGAGAAGCAUCUCAAAUAUCCCGGAGCACAGUAUGUACUUAUCUAUUCACAUAUCGAGGAGAUAUGGAUAUGUGGCCUAUUUUUAAAAAAUUGAACAUUUGCCAAACUAUGUGUUGUGUUAGUGUUAUUAAAGGAACACUUUCAUGUUAGGAAUACAGAACUGUCCAUCCCAACAUGUAAAGUAAAAUGAAAAUAAAUCUAUUGUGACUUUUUAAAAAUAACAUUUUGUUAGCUAUUUUGUUGUUUGAAGUGUGAGGAAGUAAUCAUGAAUAAUAUUUGUCACUGUGUGUUUACAUUGUGGAUUAGCAAGUUGUUUAUAAUUUUUUUAAUUUAAUUGCUCGUGGCUUCUUUUUAGGCACCAUCACAAUACUGAGGGAGGGAUGUGUACCAUCAGCUAAGAUCAUGCAGCUGUUUGAAAAAGCGAAGAACACACAGGAGGUUCUGUAG